UUUUUUGUAACCCGGAAGGUACUGUGAUGUUUUCAAUAAUUCAGUGUAUUUACACCUUUAUAACGUACAUAUAAAUGUGUAUUUAUUUAUGUAAAGCAAUUAAAUAUUAUAUUUGUUUGAAUGUUCUUGUUAAACUCAAAAUUUUUUUUUUAUUUUAAAUGCACGCUAAUAAUAUUAAAAAAUAAGAACAAAAUAAAGUAAUUACAUACAUUUUAUUUACUUUGACAUUAUUAUUCUCCCUCAUCAAAAUUAGUAAUAUGAAUCUAAAAGUUCUCUCUUUGUUCUCCAUUGAAGUAUUAAAGUUAUCUCAAAACAAUCCCUGCCAAGUCGGCUGGCAAUAACGAAUUUUGUGAAUCAGAAGUAUUUAAAUAUUGGCACAAAUAAUUUUUACUUUCGUCAAGAUUGCAAUCUUUUAAAAAUAUUUCUCAAGUCAUUUUCGGAAAUAUUAUGCAACUCUAGCUCUAUAAUAUCAAAGUUGCACAUCAGAAAUUUAAAGUGCAUUUUCAUAACACAACAUCUUUUAUGAUCAAAACAAACAGCAAUAAAAAUUUAGCGGGUUAUGACCACUCCACUACAUAAACAAAUGUUUUGUAUGCUAAGUAAAUAUUUACACUCUGCUCCUACCAAUUCAUUUAAUUGAAAUUACUAUCACGUUUUGGUUACAUUUACUUCGUAUAAGCAUACAUACCUACACAUACAAACAUUUGUUUUGCAUUGCCAUUAACCAUAGUAGUACUCAUAUUGAAUUUGUUCCAAAAACGUCGCUUGAACUUGAGGGUAUUAUCUUUCCACUUAGCCAAGUACUUAACACACUUUCGAUUUCCACGCUAAACACCGCCUGCAUUUCAUCAUUCGCAAUUUUCCGCCGGCUUGGCAUACAAAUUCACUAAUUAAAUUGACAAAUUUUGUAUUGCAUUUGUGCAUAAAAUGCAAUAAAAUAAAAAAAAUAUUCAUUGAUUCACAUUUGCAUAUGAUUAUUAGGUUAAUUGAUUUUCAAAUAAUUAAAUAAAUGUUUUUUAAACUCAUGCAAUUUUUUAUGUUUUCCACUGACACUAAUAGCACUUGUUGUCAUAUCAUCUGCACAACCAUAUUAUAUUUGCUUGUGUGUGAGCCUACCACUGCUGUCAAAACACAUCUAUCCUUACUUUGUGAACUAUUCAUAAUGACGUUGCUUUUGUUCACGUUUCGGUAACACAUUUACCGCCUUCUUGCCGGCAACAAGUGCCAGAUUUGAGUAGUGAAAGGAGGUGCGUGUGGACAGACACGCACACAAAUGCAUAUAUAGAGGAUUACAGGAUUGCUUGCCUUUAUUGCGGCCAACAAUGGCGUGACAUGCAAACUGGUCGGCCCAGGCUAUAAUAAUGGCCGGCAAUUACUAGAAAUGCUUUAUCCAUACGUUGGCGACAUUUUUUUAUUCAAUACCAUAAUUUGUUGAGUUCAGAGUUCGUUAUUAGCUUAAUUUGUUCAGUUAACAUUUUUAUUUACAUUUUAGUCAAGAGGAACGAAAUUGAUUCGUUAUUGCUUGAACUAGUUUAAUUGGACGAAUGUCAAGUUAGUGAAUUAAAAUCAAGUGGAAUAUAGCGGGAUACAAAUUCUGCAUAUUCUUUUGUUUAAUUAUUAAAUUACUAAUAAAAUAUAAAAACCAAAACGGGCUCAGCUAGGCGUAUGAGAUACUUUAAUGUCAAAGAUUGAAAAAGUCGACAAAAGAAAGCAACACACACGUAAACACACAUACAUAUCACAAAUAAAACUUCAAAACGUAUAAUGGACAUCGUGCAGGAUAUAAGUGAAUUCUUUGUGGUAUUUGUAAAAAUUCUUUUAGAGUUAUUGCAUAGUCUUUUUGAAAAGUUUAUGACCAAAAGGCUGAAGGAUAUUAGCGGUGAAAUUAUAUUGAUAACAGGCGCUGGACAUGGCAUUGGACGUGAAUUGGCGCUACAUUAUGCGGCAUGGGGUAGUGUUGUUGUCUGUGUCGAUAUAAAUGAGAAGAACAAUGAAGAAACUUUGAAUAAAGCUAAAAGACUUAUGCAAAAUUCUGUUUAUGGUUACACUUGCGAUGUUGCAAAUCGUGAUGCAGUUUUGAAGCUAGCCGCCCAAGUUGAAGCUGAAGUUGGACGUGUCUCUGUGUUGGUGAACAAUGUCGGUAUUAUGCCGACACAUCCGCUGGAGCAACAUACUGCUGAAGAGAUAAGACGCGUAUUCGAUAUAAAUGUUUUAUCACAUUUCUGGACACUUGAAGCAUUCCUGCCGCAAAUGAAGCAACAGGGACGUGGUCAUAUUAUAUGUAUUUCCUCGAUUGCCGGAGUUGUAGGGCUAACAAAUUUAGUACCAUAUUGUGCAACCAAGUACGCUGUGCGUGGCAUGAUGGAGGCGUUGCAUGAGGAAAUACGCGAAGGACCUUACAAGGAUUUUAUAAAGCUUACCGUUGUUUACCCCUAUAUGACUAACACUGGUCUAUGCAAACGGCCCAAAGUAAAGUUUCCAUCAAUGCUUGGCCUACUGGAUCCCAAGGAGGUUGCCAAACAUAUUGUGGAGGCACACCGUUCAAAUGUUAAUGAAACUACAAUACCUGGUAGCCUGCUCCAUGUCAAUAAUUGGUGUCGUUUGUUACCUUUGCGUUGUGGUCUUUUACUUAAGGAUUAUAUAGAUAGCGGCGUUGAAUCAGAUUUGUGAGAUUGCUUUACAUACAAGUAAAGCAAACUUGAAUGUUCAUUUUCUAAUUGGUUAUGUAUUAUAGUGUGUGGUUUUUAUUUUGUUAGUAUGUAAGUAUAUUAAAAAUUUAUUUUAUAAAGAACAAUAAAAUAAAAUUGAUGUUUGGUUAUAAAUGAACAAUAAACCAAUAAUGAGCAGUAGGAAAACUGCAUGGUAUUUCUUGCAAUAAGUGAAAUUAUGUAAAUAUAUAAACAUGCAUAACUUUUUCAUAUCAGUAAUACAAUCAAAUGUUUUACACAGGCAUAGUUCUUAUCUAAGCCCAUCAGUUAUAUAAUAAAUACUUAUAAAAACAAA
Molecule: messenger RNA, 3003 nt
Organism: Bactrocera oleae (olive fruit fly)
Lineage: Eukaryota; Metazoa; Arthropoda; Insecta; Diptera; Tephritidae
Source: RefSeq, a predicted model, not a curated record